Messenger RNA from Orbicella faveolata, 1279 nucleotides. RefSeq lists its product as uncharacterized. The record is from RefSeq and is a predicted model, not a curated record. Gene Ontology annotation, biological process: regulation of apoptotic process. NCBI's taxonomy places the organism in Eukaryota, Metazoa, Cnidaria, Anthozoa, Scleractinia, Merulinidae. Gene Ontology annotation, molecular function: protein binding.
UUUUUUAAGAUAGCAAUGCCCAAUCAGGAUGGUUGCUUUGCAAUUCCUGAAUAUAAAAGGUCAGGUAUGCCUUCGUUCGGUCUCUCUGCCGCCAUAGAUGACACCGCCAUGUCACUAACGACUAACGAGGGAACUAACAGUAAACUCCGACAAGCUUACGCUGCUAUUCUCCUUCAGAUUGCUCGCAAACUGGAUCGAGAACAACAGCAAGAGCUCCGUUUCUACUACUCUAGAUCUGGUCUGAUUUCGGUGGAAGACACUGGAAUUUUAACCACACUAACCUCUCUCGAACACGCUGGAAUGAUUUCGUGGGAAGACGUAGGAAGGUUGACUGAAGGUCUGCGUCAAAUACAACGCCUGGAUCUUGUUAAACUGUUGACCGAGUUUGAAAUGAAAAGGAAUCUAACGGUUCUUCUGGAUUUCUACACGAGAAAGAGGCUAGGAUUGGAUUCAUGCUUUCGCUCGGACUCUGUGCAAUCAACAGCUGCAUAUUUGUUGACGGAAACUGUCCGAGAAGGAUUUGAUAUCACAAACAUUAGAUCACUGGUUGAAUCAGGAAAGAGCAUCAGAAAGGUGUUGAAUGAGUUCGAAGAAGAGAUUGAUCGAAGUGAAUUUUCUUCUCCUUGGAGUAAACUCACUAUGUUGAUUGUCAUCGCCGGGGAGAUUAUUGUGGCAGCUUCAGCGGACGGGAAACGUCACCAGAAUCACCAACUGAUGGAGAUGUGUUCCACCGCGGCUGAAGAGUGCAGCUCACGGAUGACAGAACUGGGAAGUUGGCAAGAUUUCUGUCACCAUGUGGAGGAACGAUUCCAACUGGUGUGGUAUCAACAGAAUUCAGGGUCCGAUCCCAGCAGUUUGCUCGUGAAGAAGGAAAUUGCUGACGUGGUUCACAAGCUGAAGGAGUCCAGCUUUUUUCAGUAGACAAACAUCUAGUUAGGUCUACACCAACCUGCAUAGUUGGUGGUGUUUCUUGCGUGGAUGAAAAAAAGUCUGCGAGGAGAACGGAGAGGAAAUGUCUGUCUCCUCUCCAUUCCUCUCACGAUUCAUGUUUUCAUUCCGCAAGAAAACCACCAGCUAUGUGAGGUCUUUCCUUCCCUUAUUUUUUUAUUCCACCUUUGCUUUCUGUCUAGAGUGACAAGACAGUGACAACAAAAAAUUCAAAAAAUACUAAAAAAAACGAAAAAGAGAAAAAUUGAAAAAAAAAAUGGAAAAUGAGGUUUUGAGAAAAGGAUUAACAUCGCAAAAAGAUUUAUGCUUCGAAAUGAAAAACAACUUACUA